Cajanus cajan (pigeon pea) is the source of this 1089-nucleotide messenger RNA. Its product is annotated as Photosystem II reaction center PsbP family protein. Lineage: Eukaryota; Viridiplantae; Streptophyta; Magnoliopsida; Fabales; Fabaceae. The record is from RefSeq and is a predicted model, not a curated record. Gene Ontology annotation, biological process: photosynthesis. Gene Ontology annotation, molecular function: calcium ion binding. Gene Ontology annotation, cellular component: extrinsic component of membrane; photosystem II oxygen evolving complex; photosystem II.
ACGAACCAGAAUCCACCACUAGAUUAUUUUGUCUUUGCAUCCCUUCUUGCGAUUGGAACCCAAAGCAAGACGUUAAUUAAAAAGGUUACAACUUACAAUGACUAUGGGGCCACCAAAGUAUACGGCGUAAAUUAAAGUUUGCAUCGAUAUAGCACGACAAGGGCCCUAUUAUUUAGAAUAGUAUAUGGGGAUGGCAGUGCAAGCAAGGUUUGGGGCAUGGAACCCAAUUCGAGUAGCGCAAUGUUCUGGCGAUCGUUUCAAAUUCAAUGGAGAGAGGUCUCCAUCGGAGGAAUUUGCACCAUUAGCCACCAAAUUUCAGAGGAGGCUUCUUGUGGGUGUUGGGUCAGCUUCACUUGUGGCAGUGGGUGCAAACUUUGGUGGCAUCACAAGUUUUCUUCUGGGUUUGUCUCCACAAAGUGGCCGUGAUCUCAAGUUGGACUUGCUUUAUCCCAUUGGUGGCUACAGCCGUUGCUUUGACACAAAGGAAGGAUUCGAAUUCAUAUACCCAGCAAAUUGGGUGGGAGAUCAGACGCUGCUGUAUAGAGCUGCUAAGAAAAGAGAAAUGGAACAAUCGUUGGAUCCUCCUCCUCUAAAUGUACGGCGGCGUUCUAACAUCAAUGAACCGGUUGUUGCAUUUGGUCCUCCCGGUUCCAGUGGAGAACUCAAUGUUAGUGUGAUUGUUUCAUCUGUUGCUCCAGAUUUCUCGAUUGAAGCAUUUGGAGGGCCAGAUGAGGUGGGUGAAGCAGUGGUUCGAAGCAUAACAGGAUCAGGGCAGCGCCCUGAUGUGAAGGGCACAUUGAUAAAAUCAAGUUUGAGAGAGGAUUCCGUUAGAAAUGCCAAAUACUACGAACUGGAGUUCAGAGUUGAAAGUCCCUCGUUUAGGCGACACAAUGUUUCCGUUUGCUGCGCACGGGGUGGUAGGCUUUUUACUUUGAAUGCUCAGGCACCUGAAUCAGAGUGGCCAGGAUUGAAGUCAGAUUUCUAUAGGAUUGCUAAUUCGUUUAGCCUCACAACUUAGUGAUUCAAAACGAAGCUUCCCUUAGGUCGAUCUUGUAACUUCUUUGUUUCCAAAGCUAUGUUUUUGAAUUG